Molecule: messenger RNA, 901 nt
Organism: Amoebophrya sp. A120
Lineage: Eukaryota; Dinophyceae; Syndiniales; Amoebophryaceae
Source: the annotation of a GenBank genome assembly
AUGCAUGACAAAUUAUCACUGCAAAUCACUCGAAAACUUCACACCGAGAAAGAAUUGCCUCGAAAAAACAGGAGUCUUUGUUUCUUACCUCUGUUGUACAUAAGUAUGAAAGCGAUACGAGACGCCAAGAAGAGCGUGAAUAAGCACAUAAGCUUGUGCUUGGCAAGGCGCACCGAAGAGCAAAAAGCGAACAGCAAUGGAAGAAGAAAGGCGACAAAGACUACAACUGCAGAGAGAAGAAGAAGAAGAAAAGAACAAGGAGACACUACGACGAAUAAACGGGAAGGUGUGGACGAGGCGGCCUAGGUCAAAAUACAAUUUCUUCAUAAAGACAGAAGACGGCGAGUUGCAGUUCAGGGUCAGCAGUUUCUUCUUCUGCGAGAACGCAGGCAAGGAAGAGGCUAUGGUUUUCGGGACCACCUUCAGGCAGGACAGUAGUACAAAGACCUGGGUCGCCGAUUCCCUACCUCCCUAGAACAACACCCCACCCGGGGAAAUCAAAAAGAUAGUGUUACGCUGUACAUCCGAUAGUAGCGCCGAAUAAAAAGGACAACAAUACUAGUCGCAGGAUAAAACAGUCGUAGUAGUAGUAGUAGUAGUGUGCUUGGCAAGUGGAUAGUAGUUUUUGUUCGGUAGAAGUUGGAACUGGAUCUCGAGACUUUGUUUGGCUUUGCAUGACAAAUUUUCAAGAAGAUGACUUCACUUAGGACCAGUAACUAAGUAAUCUGAGAAAGCUUCUUACACCGGGGGGACGAUCCUGCUCAAGUGCAAGACUGUCAAAUUGCAGUAAAUGGAGUGCUUGUUGUGAGUCUUUGAUUCUGAAGCUUCCCUUGAGAGUGAGGAGUUUGUCGAUUGGAGUGCUUUGUUUCGUACGCUCCUCAUAAUCAAAAUCAUAUCGAUA